GGAAAGAAAGAGGCUGCGGCUGUCAAUCAAAGGAGCAGCAGCAGGGGGAUGAUGUCAGCGGCUGAUUUCUGUUUCGGCAGCAGCGCCACCGAGAACUCGCAGAAUCGCGGGGCAGAGUUAGAAGCCAAGCUUGCACACGGAGAGCAGCCUUAGUGGCUGAGGUGUUCUCCAAGCAACCGGCAGCUGCACUCAGUGCAAUGGACAGUGACGACGACAAUGUGGAGGAGACGGUGGAAGGUCCCCUGGAUGAAGAUAACCAGCCACAUGGGUUCUGUAAAGUUACCUAUUCCUCUAGUGACAGAUUUGAAGGGCAUUUUAUACAUGGUGAGAAGAAUGGUCCCGGGAAGUUCUAUUUUUUUGAUGGCAGCACAUUGGAAGGAAACUGCGUUGAUGAUGCUUUGCAAGGACAAGCUGUAUACACCUAUGAGGAUGGGAGCAGCCUUCAUGGUACCUACAUUGAUGGAGAAUUGAAUGGCAUUGCUCAGGAAUACAACUCGGAGGGACAGAUGACCUUCAGGGGUCAGUACAGGGACAAUGUUCGAUGGGGUGUUUGCUGGAUGUAUUUUUCGGAUGGAGGCUGCCUUGUAGGCGAGGUGAACGAAGACGGUGAGAUGACUGGUGAUAAAAUAGCUUACGUUUAUCCGGAAGGCAGGAUGGCAUUGCUUGGAAAAUUUGUUGAUGGGGAGAUUAUUGAAGGACAUCUGGCAACUCUGAAAUGUGUAACUGAAGGGAAGCCUCAGUUUGAACUGGUACCAGAUGGCCCAGUUUACAGCUUGGACAAGUCCACUCCUUUUUGCAUAUCCACCAAAUGUCUCCUGCCUGACCCUUAUGAAAAUGAGAGGGUGUAUGUUGCUGAAUCUCUUAUCCCGAAUGCUGGGGAAGGUUUGUUUGCAAAAAUACCAGCAGAACCUGACACAGUCAUGGCUUUCUAUAAUGGAAUACGAAUAACACAUGAGGAGGUGGAUUCUAGAGAUUGGUCACUGAAUGGCAAUACCAUAUCACUAGAUGAUGAUACUGUGAUUGACGUUCCUGAGCCUUAUAACAGUACAAAACAGUACUGUGCGUCAUUGGGGCACAAAGCAAAUCACUCCUUUACUCCCAAUUGUAUUUAUGCCACGUUUAUUCAUCCCCGGUUUGGACCUGUUAAAUGCAUCCGCACUAUCCGGGCAGUACAGAGGGAUGAAGAGCUGACUGUAGAUUAUGGAUACGAUCACUAUUCUGCAGGCAAGGGUGGCCCAGAAGCUCCUGACUGGUACAAGCUUGAACUGCAGGCCUUCCAACAUGAUCAGCGGAAAUGAAAUUUAUGCAGCUUUCUCAUUAAGCAAGAAGCAAAAGCAGAAGCAGAAGCAGCUAUGCACUAGAGCUACGUGGAACUGCCAGAUUAGAACCUUUUAAAUCCUCUGUUCUGUGAAGUAUUAUUCAACUUGUAUUUAAAUUAUUCAAAUUUAAUUCUGUGAAAUACAAUAUACAAGGCUCUUGAACAAGCAGAUAUACAUUUGCUAUAAGCACAUGAAAGUUUGCUAUUUAGCAGUGAAAACUAACUAAAUUAACGUACUGUAAAGCUUGUCUUUCUUGGCAGUCUUAUGAGCAGUAAAUACUUUUCUAAAUUUAUUAAUGGACAGCUAUGUGUUCUUUAGCCAUUUUUACUUUGAUCUGUUCUACUGUCUUUUAGUCCAUUCUAACCCUUCACAAUCUGUUUAUUGAUUAAUAGUAUUCAGCUCCUAUCAAUUACAGCUGUUACAUUUUUUUAGCUGAUUGACUAAUUAAUGACCAUGUAAAUUGACAUUUUUCAGUGUUGCCACUGGGUUGAGUGAAGUCUAACACGUGCCAGUAUAAAUUUUGUACCCUGUCCAUUGUAAUUGUGUGGGGAAAAAAAACAUUUAGCACAAUUAAUUAAAAAUUGAAUGAGUUUUUGUUUGGAGAAAGCACUUUGAAUUGCAUAUCAGAAAUAUUUGAAUGAAGUACAGGUAUUUAUUGGUCUUUUACUGGUGAUGGUAGGUAAAGAGUUGAGAAUUUUUUGAAUAAUGUUGAAGUGCAUUAGCUUGCAUGUGAUUUCUCCUCUGCCUUUUCAUGGUAUUAAGUACAGCUAUUUGCAACACUUGCUCUGACAUUUUGAAUACAGCAUCUUAACAUGAUUAGAGUGACUAGGUUAAAGUGUAAAUGUCAUCUUUCCGUUUCCUGGUGUUCUCUACACUGAGUAAUCAAUGCUAGCAACUCGAGGAAAGCAAUGUUAUCCAAAUACAGUGUUCAUCUGUUACGUGACAGUAUCACUUCAAAUAAUAUUUAAUCUUGCUUCAGGUGUUAAGCUAGAAUCUUGGCCAUAUGUAAGUAUUUUUUUAAAGAAGAGUAGCACAAUCUACAUUUGUGUUUUAAUACAAUGGUGUUUCCUGAAAGGGUGACCAGUUGAGUUUUUUUUGUCACUGCCAUAGCAGCCAUACUAGAAAUUAUGAUUUUUGCUAAUAAAACUGAAGGACUGGUAAGACUAUGAGAGAAUGGAGGUAUGCCAAAAGUUUACAGAUUCACUUUGAGUCUUUCAAUGUGUGUAUGCUCUUUCAGUGUAGUAAAUGAAAAUGUGUGCAUUUUAUAAGAGUGUCUGGGUAAGCAUGAGAAUUGUUUUGGUUAUUGGCGUGAGAGAACAUUUAUGAUGUUUUGAUUUUGACAAACUGAAUUAUGAUGUAGUCAAUUUAUGAUGUUACUAAUUUAGCACAGGGGAAGAAAAUGUGUUUUCUAAUGGUCCUUUAAACAAUGGUAAAUUGUGAAUAUAAUGGAUUUUUACCAUAAAGACAGAAACCUUGAAGAAUAAUUAUGGUUCUAAUUGAUUUAAAUAUGUAAUAUAUGAAUAUUUUAGUGAUUGUGUGCAUGGUGUGCUCUCAAAAAAUGGCUGUUCAUUUUAAACCCCAUCUUUGUUAUUCUUCUGCUUCAAUUCAGUUUUGAUUGCAAAUGAAAAUGAGGGAAGGGUUACAGCAUUUAGGAAUAAGUGUAGUUGUACAUUUUGAUCUUUCUACAGCAUUGUAGUACUUUAUACAUCACUAAUGGCCUUUGUGGACUUGUCAACUUAUUGAAUAUAAAAACUUGGUGCGGAAAUUCUGCAUAACAGUAAAUUCAUAUUAUAGCAGUAGGUUGUCAAUGGCAAUAAAUGCUUUAAAAC
This is a messenger RNA of Pristis pectinata (smalltooth sawfish), 3148 nucleotides long. It is a transcript of the gene setd7, whose product is annotated as SET domain containing 7, histone lysine methyltransferase. The record is from RefSeq and is a predicted model, not a curated record. Gene Ontology annotation, cellular component: chromosome. Lineage: Eukaryota; Metazoa; Chordata; Chondrichthyes; Rhinopristiformes; Pristidae. The coding region runs from base 198 to 1298 and encodes 366 amino acids. Gene Ontology annotation, molecular function: histone H3K4 monomethyltransferase activity; protein binding. Gene Ontology annotation, biological process: regulation of DNA-templated transcription. The transcript has 8 exons.